GUGGAGAAAUAAGAAAUGACUAGAAACUAACAAAAGCUGGCUAUAUAAGCUUGUCCACUACUAAUGGGUCCACCAGAUUCAAACCGUCUACUAUCGACUGCAGGACAGCAAGCAACUCGACUCUGAUUUUCACCAUGAAUAUUUCAAACCCAGGAAAAGGUUUAGUGAUUUCGGCCUGUAUUAUUUUGCUGCAACUAUCGAUUUGUUGCGUCUAUCCAGUACGUUCUUUUUCGACUGACAGCAGGAGUCACUCACCGAAGACAUUGUCCAACACCCAACGGGUCAUCCGCAACAAUCCGACUUCGACAAAGAAUUACCCAAAGAAUCAAACAGCAACUGAUCCCAUCACUCCUACAAACGAAUCCUUCACGCCAACGAUUGCCAACUUUCCUGCAUUGAAAACGGACGUCGUUGACGGCGGGUUAUCCACGAGCAAAGGUGAAUCUAAUUCUCCCAUAAAAAGUGGAUUUCAGGAGGCCGAACAGUCCGCCUCACCAUUGAACAUCGACACAUCCAAUUCGGAUUCGGUAGAGGACGCGUCUCCAUCCUUUCAACAAAUUACAGACGACACUAAAACGAAUUCAGAUGACAUUAAGACUAGCCAAGUUCUAGAGGAUCCUUCCGUAGAUACCAAAAUAGAAGCAGAACCUUUCCUCACUAUCCUGGUGAAUACGCCACCUCAAAUUCAGACAGAAGCACCGGAACCGUCAUCUGUUGCACCUCCAAAGUCCGUAGACAUUCCACACGCCUAUCCACUUGUACGUGCCCCAUCGGCUCCAUCGUCCUACCCGAUCACCCCUCUAUCUCUGCUGCCACUUGAACCUGCCAUACCACAUCUUUCUUCUAUACCAUCAUCAGACAAAGUCCUGAUCAGCCCUUCAGGCGAAGCUCUGAACCAUUCAGCGCUAACAUCAGAGGUUCUUCAAACGCCCGCCAAUCUAAGCGUUCUUCCCUUAAACCCACCCAAAUCGAUGAAAAUCGAAUUAAAUUCGUAUGCUGGCCAAGGCGCUCUCUACAAGGCACUGCCUCCCUUCUAUGGGAUCAUCUACCCUGUCUCGCAUUCGAUUUUACCUUAUCCGUUUAGCCAACAGAUUCAGUUCGAGCAGCCGAAAAAUAAGCCAGCCACUUCUUAUGGUCCUCCUCGGCCCACCUACGCUCAACGUGCAAACGAUAAUUAUGAGCGCCCGUUCGGAUAUCCUCCCACAGCAAGGGCUUUGGGAUUCCCGCCCAUAUCCAACACUCACGAUAACUUGCGCCGCGAAGUCAACUGGUACCGAGUCGGUCGGUCUUAUCAUUGAGCUGGCUUUGCUUAAUCGCGGAUUUUGGCUCAGUUUUGUUUCAUUGAAUUUUUACUGCAUAAUCAACGAGAGUGUAUAUAUACUGUGAAACAUUUUCAUGCGAAGACUUUUCCAGGUCAUCCAUUGCAUUGUGCAUCCAAUAUGUGUAUGGCUUUAUGAAGAUACUCUUAUCUGCGUUUUGAAUUUUGUUAUGGUGAUCAAAUAUAAACAUAUGUUUAUAAGAUA
This is a messenger RNA of Daphnia magna, 1523 nucleotides long. RefSeq lists its product as uncharacterized. The transcript has 2 exons. The record is from RefSeq and is a predicted model, not a curated record. The coding region runs from base 135 to 1298 and encodes 387 amino acids. NCBI's taxonomy places the organism in Eukaryota, Metazoa, Arthropoda, Branchiopoda, Diplostraca, Daphniidae.